AUGGAGAUACGCCCUGUUGGAACGGCCUGUCGCGCUCGGCCUCCUCCUUGGCAGACAUCACGGCCCUUGCGAAUUGGCAACCGCCUCCCAGUUGGCCGGACUCUCCAGCAUCUUUACCACCAGUUCACCCGGGUCGAAUUGUCCAAUCGCGGCCAUCAGACGCUCGCGUUCGCCCUUGAACGCUUCGCAGCGAACAAGGGUGUGACGAGCGUCGUCGACCUCCUCACCUUAGCCGUCGGUUGGGCCGCAGUGGGAACACCCGGCAGACGGUGCACGAUUGAUCCUCCGGAUGAACCAGUUGAAGCAACCAUGCCCCAUCAUCAGCUGGGUGAGGCGAAAAGAUAA
Macrosiphum euphorbiae (potato aphid) is the source of this 345-nucleotide messenger RNA. NCBI's taxonomy places the organism in Eukaryota, Metazoa, Arthropoda, Insecta, Hemiptera, Aphididae. The record is from the annotation of a GenBank genome assembly.